Messenger RNA from Drosophila novamexicana, 3574 nucleotides. It is a transcript of the gene FIG4, whose product is annotated as polyphosphoinositide phosphatase. Bases 19 to 2679 code for a protein of 886 amino acids. The record is from RefSeq and is a predicted model, not a curated record. NCBI's taxonomy places the organism in Eukaryota, Metazoa, Arthropoda, Insecta, Diptera, Drosophilidae. Gene Ontology annotation, biological process: phosphatidylinositol dephosphorylation. Gene Ontology annotation, molecular function: phosphatidylinositol-3,5-bisphosphate 5-phosphatase activity. The transcript is spliced from 4 exons. Gene Ontology annotation, cellular component: intracellular membrane-bounded organelle.
UGAUGAUUUUGCGUUGAAAUGAAUAAUGAUAAUCCAAAUAUAAUAUUUAAUCCACUAAUUAGUUCUAUACAAAAGGUGGUACUUUAUGAAACACGAUCGCGCUUGUACUUGGUGGGCAGCAACAAUCGCGAGACCAGAUUUCGCUUGCUCACCAUCGAUCGGCUGGCGCUGAAUCGCUUGAUCAUCGAGGAGAAUGCGAACGAGCUGAACAGUUUGGAGAUUCGCAGGUUUGUGUCCUCCUUAACGGGAUCGCCAAAAGUAACCUCCGCCUACGGAGUAUUGGGCUUCGUGCGUUUCCUGGAGGGGUAUUACCUUAUACUGGUUACCAAGCGAAAAUGCUGCGCCCAUAUUGGCAUGCAUCUGGUAUAUACCAUCAAAGAUACCGUGAUGGUGCGUGUCAACGAGGUGACAUCACAGCGACCUCCACAUCCGCAUGAGGAGCGCUACAAGAGGAUGUUCCAAAAUAUUGAUUUACGCAGCAACUUUUACUUUUCCUACUCGUAUGACUUGACUCGCACGCUGCAGUACAACGAGUCGGCGCCACGAUAUGUGGGUGCCAAGGUGAAUCUAGAGAGGGAUGAGCCGCUGCCCGAUUGGAAUAAGCUUACCAACAAUGUGGCACAGGCGCACGAGCGUGUCGACUAUGCCUUUCGCAGCGAUUCACGCAAGCGGUUUGUGUGGAACGCUUAUCUACUGAAGCCUAUGGAGGUAAUUAUGCUUAAGGACUGGCUGUUGGAGGUCACACAUGGCUAUGUGAGCCAGUCGUGCAUCAGCAUCUUUGGCAGACAUGUCAAUGUUUGUCUAAUAGCGCGUCGCAGCACACGCUUUGCUGGCACGCGGUUUCUCAAACGGGGCGCUAAUUUUCGGGGCGACGUAGCUAAUGAAGUCGAAACGGAACAGAUUGUAAGCGACGGGCAGCGCCUAUGCGCUUUCACGCAAAUGCGAGGUUCGAUACCAUCGCACUGGUCCCAGGACAUUAGCAAGAUGGUGCCAAAGCCGCCCAUACAGCUAGACAUAUGUGAUCCCUAUGCUCAGACACCGUCACGGCAUUUCGAACGGCUGCUGUUUCACUAUGGUGCUCCGCUGAUUAUGCUGAAUUUGGUAAAGAAGCGUGAGCGACGAAAACACGAGUCCAUAAUUUCCAAGGAACUGCAAAACAGCAUUAAGUAUCUUAAUCAGUUCUUGCCGCCGCAGCAUCGCAUGAAGCACAUUCAUUUUGAUAUGGCACGUCAGAGCCGUCUCAGCGGGGGCAAUGUCAUGGAACAACUGGCCGUUCACGCGGCGAGUAUGAUACAGAUGACAGGCAUGUUUUAUAAGGCUCAUCGGGGCAGUGAGCUCAGCUUCCAAACGGGCAUUGUGCGUACAAAUUGCGUAGAUUGCUUGGAUCGCACGAACUCGGCGCAGUUUGCUAUUGGAAAAUGCGCUCUGGGGCAUCAGUUAGAGCGGCUGGGUUUUGUAAAAUCAGCCAAACUGGAGUUUGAUUCGGAUUGUGUGACCAUGCUGGAGCAUCUGUACGAGGAGCACGGUGAUACUUUGGCUCUGCAGUAUGGCGGAUCACAGCUAGUGCAUCGCAUUAAGACCUAUCGUAAGACGGCCGCCUGGGCCUCUCAGGGCAACGACGUUAUGCAGACGCUGAGCCGCUACUACAGCAAUACAUUCAGCGACACGGAGAAGCAGCAGAGCAUUAAUUUGUUUCUGGGCCUCUACAAGCCGAGUUUUAACAAGCUAAACCAACCAAUUUGGGAGCUUCAAACGGAUUACGAUAUGCACAAUGCCUUUGUGCCGAGCACUUCGAUCGCUCCUAUUACGGAUUGGGUGCGGCACAAGGUACGCGAGUGCCUACCCUUUCCCUGCGCUGACACCAACAAGCUGGUCAAGGAGCUGUUUCGUGUGCAUAGCAAUGGAUUAGAGAUGAUUGAUGCCUUCUCGAAUUACCAUCAGUCCUUUAAGUGGACGGAUUUGAGCGAGCACAUUGAAUUUGAAAUCAGCCAACUUGCCACGCGAUACAUGCCCACAUUCCGCACUAACUACAGUCCCUUCCAGCGUCAGAUACAGCCAUCGCGAAAGGGGCGACAAAAUCCAUCGAUGACUGGCCAAAGUUCUACCGGUUCGACCAACAGCAACUCCUCUAGUUCCAGCGAGGGCGAGGACAGCUCCAGCGAUGAAGAACUUAGUGCUAGCUUUGCAGAAAAAGAGUCGAAACAAACAGAAACAGCCGAACCAGCACCAUUUACGCUGGCUUCCAUGCUACCACCCAUGGAAGAGGUAUAUGGCUGCACCAUCAGUCCGCCAUCCAAACAAAGCAUGGCUAUUUACAAGAAGUACGUUCAAAUGGGUAAACUAUCUAGCGGUGGCGCACAGCCGGGCCAAACGGCCGUAGCUCAACGCGAACAAGAGCUGGCCCAGAUGAUGCGUGGCAUCACACUACGUCCACUAGGUGACUACGGCACAGAUUCUUAUCUGAGUGUGUGGCCGCCAUCAGUACCUGCUAAGAGUCUUCUCGUUUAUGCGGAAUACUGCAAAACGCCACGAAACUUUAAUGCGGUGCCCAAAUUUGAGGAAAGUGAUUUGUUAUAUAGUUAUUUUCAAAAGCUGGAAAAUACCCAGGGCAACUUAACAGGUGAUGCUUCAAUAUUGAUGAAGUCUAAAAUCGUUGACAGGGCAAUAGCAGUCGUAUAAAAAUCUUUUAUGUGCCGUUAAAGCUGUUCAAAUUCAUCAUGGGAGUUGGGGUGAGUUCAAAAAAAUCAUUGGCUGUUUACCAUAUACCAUAUACUCUGUCACCAAAGAAACAAGAGUAUAUUACUAUGUCUUUCUGUGUUUAUACUCCUUCACAGAGUGAAUGGAAAUUAUUUUCUAAUUUAAUUAUUAGUUUGCCUUUCUGUUUUUAUACUCGUACACAGAGUGCAAACAGAAGUAUAUUUGUUUUGGGCAAUGCCUGAAAUUUCAAAAGAAUUUUAAAUUUAAAAUAUAUAAUUUUGACUAUUUAUAUUAUACUCUAGUAUCAUAGUGUACAUUCACAGAGUGCAUAAAAUUAGUAUAUUGAUUUUGUGCAAUAUCCCCUUUUUGAAGUUACACUUAAAUUUGUUAAUGUAUUCCCUCGUCAGAAAAGUAUUAAUACUAUAUGGGGCACAGUUUUACAGCUAGAUCAACAAAAUUAGACAGAGGACUACUAUUAAACUCCCUCAACGGCCGAUAACAAUUUAAAAAUAGUUUGUAUGUCUGCGUUUUAGAUCUUGCAUUUAACAGAGUAUUAUGUAGUUGCGAAAUUUCAGCCCGAUAUUUUUGUUUUGACUGCAUCUUGAGUUAUGGCAUGGUAUUACAACUGGCCUAAGCUAAAAACGAUUAAAUAUUAAAAUAUCUAGUAAAACAACAAAAUGUCCAUAAAUUAUUGUGUAAAGUACUCAAACAGGUAUUCAAAGUUUCGUCUGAGUUAUCACUUAAAGCUUUAAGUAGCUUUAUUGAUUUAAACAAUAUAUACGAGCUGCGCGGAGCAAUGAUAUAUCCGAUAAGCUCUAAAGAGAAAAUAUGAGCAACAAAUUAUGAACAAACAAUUUUCACUCGGUUAAAUAUUCAA